Rhinolophus ferrumequinum (greater horseshoe bat) is the source of this 2165-nucleotide messenger RNA. RefSeq names its product probable inactive 1-aminocyclopropane-1-carboxylate synthase-like protein 2. The transcript is spliced from 14 exons. NCBI's taxonomy places the organism in Eukaryota, Metazoa, Chordata, Mammalia, Chiroptera, Rhinolophidae. Gene Ontology annotation, biological process: biosynthetic process; amino acid metabolic process. Bases 36 to 2165 code for a protein of 709 amino acids. Gene Ontology annotation, molecular function: pyridoxal phosphate binding; transaminase activity. The record is from RefSeq and is a predicted model, not a curated record.
GGCAACCUGCUGAGACCAAAAGAAGGACCCAGACUAUGAGUCACCUGUCAGAAACCCUGCACCAGUCCCGUGACCAGGUGAGGAGCCAGGAUCUCGGGAACCAGAGCACCCACACCCAGCUGAUGGAGGUGAUGCAGCGUUUGCAGCAGACCGUGGAGGACUACAUCACGCAGCUGAAGACCCAGCACCUGCAGCCGGACCUGGGGCUGGGGGAGCAAAGGCACAGUCAGGCCGCCAGGGAGCAGGAAGCCAUCCUGGUCCGCUUGAUGUGCCAGGUGGUCAACCUCUUACAGCCUUGCCCUCCCCUGGACUCUAGUGGUCAUGUGGGAGGUGGGCAGCAGGCCCAGUCAUCCAGGCAGCCUGACCAGCUAGGUCACCACCUGAGUGAUUUGCAAGCUACAGUCGUCAGCUGUGACCUGUCCACCCGUGGCAGCGACAUUUCUGCCUUAUACCACUCCAGCAUCCAGGGCUACAAAACCUACCAAGGAGACAAAUACCACGAGGACAAGAACCCCUUGGGCUUCAUUAACCUCGGUGUCAGUGAGAACAAGCUCUGCAUUGAUCUGAUGACUGAAAGGUUGAGUCGGAGCGACAUGCACUACAUUGAGGACGCCCUGUUGCAAUAUGCUGACUGGAGAGGACAACCAUUCCUGCGUGAAGAAGUGGCCCGGUUCCUGGCCUACUACUGCAAGGCACCUGCCCCGCUUGAUCCAGAAAAUGUGGUUGUUCUAAAUGGCUGCUGCUCUGUCUUCUCGGCGCUGGCCAUGGUUCUGUGUGAGCCAGGUGAGGCUUUUCUGACCCCCACUCCCUUCUACGGUGGCUUCGCCUUUACUUCCCACCUGUAUUCGAAAGUGGAACUGAUUCAUGUCCACCUGGACAGUGAGGUCACCGAUACAAACACCUGUCCAUUCCAGCUCUCUGUGGGCAAGUUGGAGACAACCUUGCUUGAGGCUAGGCUUAAGGGGAAGCAUGUCAGAGGCCUUCUGCUCAUCAACCCCCAGAAUCCUCUGGGAGACGUCUACUCUGAAGAUGCACUGAAGGAAUACCUGGAAUUUGCCAAAAGGUACAACCUACAUGUGAUUAUAGACGAGAUGUACAUACUGUCUGUGUUUGAUGAAUCCAUCACAUUCCACAGUGUUCUGAGCAUGGAAACUUUGCCUGACCCUCAGAGGAUUCAUGUGAUCUGGGGGACCAGUAAGGAUUUCGGGAUCUCUGGCUUCCGUUUCGGUGCUCUGUACACCCAAAACAAGGAGGUGGCCUCUGCCGUGAGCUCUUUUGGCUACCUCCACAGCAUCUCUGGCAUUGCCCAAUACAAGCUGUGUCGGCUGCUCCAGGACAGAGAAUGGAUUGACAAGGUGUACCUGCCCACUAACCGCUCUCGGCUGCAGGCAGCUCACAAGUACAUCACCAACAACCUGAAGGCACUGAAGAUCCCUUUUCUCAAUCGUGGCUCGGGCCUCUAUAUCUGGAUCAACUUGAAAAAGUACCUGGACCCGUGCACAUUUGAGCAAGAGCUGCUCCUCCAUCACCGAUUCCUGGAAAACAAGCUGUUACUGGCCCGUGGCAAGUCCUACAUGUGUACGGAGCCUGGCUGGUUUCGCCUCAUCUUUUCGGAGAAGCCUCUCUGCCUAAAAUCGGGCAUGUAUUUGCCAAGAAACCCCCGUGGCUCUAGCGGCCUCAAUAUUGGGGAACUGAGGCCCGGAGGCAGAGGAGGGCGCCCCCACGAGCCAGCUGGGGAGACCAGGGCGAGGAGGUGGCCCCAGGAGCUCGGGCAACAGAGCGUGGAGAUGGCAGCGGGCUACUCGCGCCUCUCAGGGGUCUCCGCCCUGGGCUUCUUCCCCUUCUCCGGCUUCUCCCGGGGCCUGGGCUGUCAGCGGACACCGGAAGGGCCGGGGGAGCCCCGGUCCACCCUGUGCAACCGGGUGUGCGCGUGGUAUCCUGCAGGCCACACGGAGGCGUCCUCCGGCCUCAGUCGCAAGGGGGCGAACUGCUCUUUUACCAACCCGGGAAGUCACGGGGCGCAGACGUUCCCCAGCCCCCAGUCCGGGAGCCUUAGGGCUGGGUCGCCCGCGCAGAAAGCACCGACACUGACCUCGCGUCUCCUGGGUGUCCACGUCGCACCUCCAGCUCGGCCAGGUCGGUGUGAUUCCAGCUGUGCAGACUAG